AUGGAAAUUUAUCCAAUAUGGCUGAGGUAUCAGCACAAUUUGAAGUGCACAGUGGCAAAAGCCUUUUUAGAGAGAAUUGAAACAUUGACUGGUGCGAAGAAUUUGAAAAAUGCUAAGAGAAAACAAUAUGAGCACUAUGAAGCAUUUACUUUGCUGAAAAAGAAUGGUGACACUUGGGAUAGUGUAGCCAAAAGUAACCCAACAUUGUUAUGUAAAAAAAUUGGAUUUGCCUUAUUUGGUCUUCCCCCACCUCAGCUUGCUGACAGUAAUGAGAACAAUAUGAGUCUUGUAUCAACUUCUGGCAGUUAUGAAUUGAAAAUUGUUUCCUUACAGAAACCUAAAAAAUCAAAAAGAUACGAAUCACCUAUGUAAAGUUCAAUCAGGAUAUUCUAAUGAUCAAGAUAAACAAAUUGCAUCAAUUGGUAAUGUCAUUAUUUCUCGUAGCACAGGUUAUGAAAUAAAAUUUUCCUGUGUAUUUGUGACAUUUCAAGAAGACUCUACUAAAAUAGAAGGCAUUCCAA
This is a messenger RNA of Homalodisca vitripennis (glassy-winged sharpshooter), 521 nucleotides long. RefSeq lists its product as uncharacterized. Bases 1 to 372 code for a protein of 123 amino acids. The transcript has 2 exons. The record is from RefSeq and is a predicted model, not a curated record. NCBI's taxonomy places the organism in Eukaryota, Metazoa, Arthropoda, Insecta, Hemiptera, Cicadellidae.